Molecule: messenger RNA, 1257 nt
Organism: Penicillium concentricum
Lineage: Eukaryota; Fungi; Ascomycota; Eurotiomycetes; Eurotiales; Aspergillaceae
Product: M20 family metallopeptidase
Exons: 4
Coding region: 1-1257 (418 amino acids)
Molecular function (GO): dipeptidase activity
Source: RefSeq, a predicted model, not a curated record
AUGAAGAUUUACGCCAGCGGCGAGCAAUUGCAAACAAAUGCCGCCAAGAACGCUCAGCUGAUCUUUGACUCGAUCAAUAAUCACAGUAAAAGCCUCAGGCAUCUCAAUCUCGAGAUCCACGGUAAUCCGGAGACUAGUUAUGCCGAAUUCCAAGCACAUGAAAACAUUGCAACUUUUCUUGAGAACAACGGCGCUGCGGUCACUCGUCAUGCCUUUGGGCUGCAAACUUCCUUUUUAGCAGAGUAUGGUAAAGGAGGUCGUGUUGUCACUUUCUGUGCAGAAUAUGACGCCCUACCUGAUAUCGGACACGGGUGUGGACACAAUCUGAUUGCGGUUUCGUCGAUUGCAGCUUUUCUCGGCAUUGUUGCAGUUCUCCAAAAGUUCCCCUUAGCUGGCAGGGUCCGACUCGUUGGCUGUCCUGCCGAAGAAGGUGGGGGAGGUAAGAUCGAUCUGAUCCGCGCCGGCGCUUUUGCAGAGGUUGACGCCGCCUUGAUGAUGCAUCCUACACCACCGGUUAACCAGUUCUUAACCGAGGUGGCAGGAAUAUCAUACGGGACCUGUCUUUCUACCUGCGCAUUUGAGGCCACCUUUUCAGGAAAGGCCGCGCAUGCAGCAGCAAUGCCGUGGGAUGGGAUCAAUGCUCUUGAUGCGGCGACGCUCUCAUAUGCUGCAGUUGGAAUGCUUAGGCAACACAUCAAGCCUAGCGACCGCAUCAAUAUCAUCAUGCCAGAAGGUGGCAUAGCCCAAAAUAUCAUCCCAGAUAAAAGUCGAGUGGGUUACAAUGUGCGCUCUGAAAAAGUAAGCGACAUGGAAGCAUUGAGAGUCAGGGUUGAGAACUGUUUCAAAGGAGCAGCUACUGCCACUGGAUGCACCCUGGACCUAAAAAGGGUAAUGGAGACCUAUAAGGAAAUCCGACCCAAUGAGGCGUUGUGUACAGAGUUUUCUCGCUAUAUGAAAGGACUUGGUCAAGAUUUCGUCUGCGAUCUACAGCGCAGAUACCUCAGUGCGUUUAGCACAGACAUGGGUAAUGUGAGCUACGAGGUUCCAUCUUUCCACGGCAAUUUCAGCAUUCCUGUUGAGUCUGGUGCCGCGCUACACACCGAAAGCUUCAAAGAUGCAGCCGAAACCACUGCAGCUCAUGAUCUGGCUAUGGGCGUUGCAAAGGGAAUGGCAGCUGCAGGACUGAAAGUUAUUAUUGAUGAUUUGUUUGCGAAACAGGUCAAAGAUGACUUUGAGCAAGAUAAAAUGUUGAGAUAG